Molecule: messenger RNA, 4045 nt
Organism: Asterias rubens (European starfish)
Lineage: Eukaryota; Metazoa; Echinodermata; Asteroidea; Forcipulatida; Asteriidae
Product: gamma-aminobutyric acid type B receptor subunit 1-like
Exons: 15
Coding region: 16-3249 (1077 amino acids)
Biological process (GO): cell surface receptor protein tyrosine kinase signaling pathway; multicellular organism development; protein phosphorylation
Cellular component (GO): signaling receptor complex
Molecular function (GO): transmembrane receptor protein tyrosine kinase activity; ATP binding
Source: RefSeq, a predicted model, not a curated record
UUCAGCGAUUUUGAGAUGUUGAUUAUCUUAGGCACGUUUUAUCGGAGUGAUGGUGAUAUUGAGAACUUUGCGUGUGAAUGGUUGAAAGCAAACAAAGUGGUUUGGAGUACAUGGGUUCCAGACAAGCUGAACCCUAAGAGAAAGAUCUACCUCGGAGGUCUUUUCCCAGACAACAUGGCAGAGUUUAGUAGCAUUGGGAUUGGUGCUCAGCUUGCUGUAGAGGCGGUCAAUAAAGACGGCAAUAUCUUAAGCUCUCAUGAGAUUGAGCUGAUUGUAGAUGGAUCUGAUGGGAGUGACGCAGUAGCAUCUUACUUGAGACUACAAAGUGAUAAAGCAAAACCAAUCAUAGGUGUGAUUGGUCCAAUGGAGUCAGAUGACUCUAAAGUUGUUGGUUUAAUAGCUGGUCUCUAUAAGACUGUUGUUAUAAGCUACAGUGCAGAAUCACCCAUCCUAUCCAGUGACGUGCAGUUUCCAUACUUUGCUCGUACAAUACCUAGUGCAGAUGAAGAUGCUUAUGCAUUGAUAGAGUUCUUCAAGACCAACAACUGGAAGCGUUAUGCAGCGUUAUCUGACAGUACAAUCUCAAGUCUUGAGGUCAUCUCAGCUGUAGAAGACAUUCUUGAGUCACAUGAGAUAACUCUCGUCUCAUCUCAGAGUUUCACCACCCCUCUCCCUCUAAACCCAGCCCUCUUCUUUCAAGACAUUAAGAACCAGCGAGCGAGUAUCAUCAUUGGAAAGUUUUCUGACGCAGCGGCACGAGUGCUGCUAUGUGAAGCUUAUCAACAGGAUGUUACCGGCUACGCAGGCUACCAGUGGUUCUUACCCUCACAUUACCCUGAUGGUUGGUGGGACACCGACUACUACAAUAGUGAUAUGCAUGAACCCACUGAGUCGGUACCCUGUAGAACUCAUGAGAUGGCUCUAGCUGUAGCUGGUUACAUGAGUCUAUCGAGAAUGAGUGUUGCGGAAGGGGGUCAGCGAGUGAUUGGAGGACUCAGUGCUACUCAGUGGCACGAACGAUAUCAACGGGAACUCAUUCAUCAGGGAAAGCAGGCAACAGAUUUUGCGGCGUAUGCGUAUGAUGCAGUCUGGACCUUUGCCUUAGCAUAUGAGAAACUCUUGCACGAAAGCCCAGGUGCGCUGACUGUCUCAAGGCAGAAUCGUGAGAUGCAGUUUAUUAUGGAGACUCUGUCUCAGACUGAGUUUGAAGGGAUGACAGGCAAAGUGGUUUUUGACGGGACAGAUCGUCGAGGCCCUAUCCGGAUCUUUCAGCAUCUACCCCUGGGGUCAAAGGUCAUCACAUCGAUUGCUCAAUACGCUCCGCAUAAAAUUAACAGCAGUGUCUGGACUGGGACAUUUGAAGUCAAUGCAAGCGAUAUCGUCUGGUUAAAUGAUGGAAAAAUACCCCACGAUGGAACAAUAAUUGAUGGUAGGGGAUGCGCUGUAGAGAGUUUCCGAUCGUUUCUCAAUGUUGACUGCCAAUCUGCGAUGGCAAUCCUUAAUGCUUUCCUCAUCAUCGUUGUCUUCGUUAUACUCAUCAUCUUUGUUGUCCUCGUCAAGAAAGCUUAUGAUCGUAAGAUCAAGAAAGCCGAAGAGAGAGUGAAGGAUCUUGGCAUCAUCGCUCUCGGACAGAGCACUCUACUCUCUCUGGACAAGUGGGAGAUACCUCGGACUAAUGUUAUCCUGAAUCGUAAGCUGGGCGAGGGCGCUUUUGGGACUGUGUAUGGCGGGGAGGCGUUGCUGACGGGUACCAAGUGGGUCGGGGUCGCAGUCAAGACGCUUAAAGUGGAAUCUACCAUUGAGGAAAAGCUCGAUUUCUUGAGUGAGGCUGAGAUGAUGAAACGAUUUGACCACAAAAAUAUUGUGCAGCUGUUGGGCGUUUGCACUCGUAGGGAACCCAUAUACGCCAUCAUGGAUUUCAUGUUACACGGUGAUUUAAAGACCUUCCUAUUGGCGAGACGCCAUCUUGUAAGCCAGAGUUCAUCCAAUGACAUGACCGUUUCUCCAGAGCGACUCACCGCUAUGGUUCUUGAUGUUGCUACUGGAUUGAGAUACCUAGCUUCUCAUAAAUAUGUGCAUCGAGAUCUAGCAUGUCGUAACUGCCUUGUGGACUGUUCUUACACUGUAAAGAUUGCAGACUUUGGGAUGACUAGAGCAACUUAUGAUUCUAACUAUUACAGGCUCAGCAGGGAAGGUAAGAUGCCAGUUCGUUGGAUGGCCCCAGAGAGUGUCAAUGAAGGAAUCUUCACAACAAAGAGCGAUAUCUGGAGCCUCGGUAUAAUCAUCUACGAGGUCGUGACCUUUGGCGGAUUUCCUUAUAAGGAUUUGAGCAAUGCGGAGGUGUUGGAGUUUAUCCGUCAUAACAAUGCUAUGAGACCACCGGACGACUGUAGCCCAUCUCUUGCUGGACUGAUGCAGCGCUGUUGGUCCAUUGAACCUGAAGAACGUCCAACAGCUUCCGACGUCGUUGAAAUCCUGAGCGUUAAUUUAGAUCUGAUCCAACCGUCCAUCAACGAACCCGUGAUGAACAUUCUAGAAGAUGACUUAGCGCAUUCUCGGACUGCACCUAGAGGGAACAGGGCAGACAGCUUCCAAAGUGAGGGCACCAUUAUGGAUUUCGAUCCACCAAACAUCUCGAGGACGGAUCAGGUUGCGAGUCUCGGGAGGCGGCUACGAGCGUCGUUUGUCCGAACAUUGUCGUGGAAUAGACGCCGUUCACAUACAUUACAUACAAUCGAGAUGUCGGAUGCGGAAAGUAAACAUAAAGACUUAGAGUCCUCAACUCAGGAACUUGUGCCGUCGACAUUCUCUGUGAUAACUUGUACUACAAGGAGUUCUUUGAUAUCUCUCAAUCAAUCGAUGAGGACUAGCUUAAGAAGUACGUCAGCUCCAAGAGAUUCAAGCUCAUCGAGUGGAGUAGACUUUAACAUCACAGACAGUGUGUCGGGUGAGAUGACUGUUGGCGGGGGAUUUGUACUGCGUCGGUCGGCAACUGAUUCAGAUAUUAUUGAUCCGACAGUAAACAAUAAUUCCAAGAUGGUUGGUGCAAGGCAGAAUAAGUUUCAUGAUUUGAACUUACAGCCUGGUUUUGUUGUUCAAAUUGGAGAUGAGUCUCUUUUGUUACCGACCCGGAAGUCUCGACAACACAGAAGGUCAAGAAGUAGGUCAUUAGGUAACCUCCGGUCACCCCACACUUCCAAAAAAGUAAUAAAUGAAAGAUGUUUAAAUUCAGAAGAAAGUAAGGCUUGAUGAGUCUGAAAUGACAUCACUAUUUGGCCAUCAAAGGGAAAAUGUUCCACAGGGAUCAGUAAUUGGCCCUUAAAUAAAAGUAUGAAUAAACAGGGUUCUUUGAGAGGCACCCAUGUUUUAAGACAAUUUGUAUUUUGUACUUUCACAAGUACAAAGAGCCAAAACUUCUGGUCUUUUUCAAAAUAUAUCUGAGUGAAAUUAGGAUAAUAAUGGUAACAAUCAAAUUAUACCAGAUUAACAUAUGCACACAAUGUCUUCCAUUACAAGUAUUAUUGAAUAUUAUAUUCUCUAAAGUUAAGUUAACAUGUAAACAAAACACGAGCAUUCUGUUUCUAGCCCAAUUAAAUUCUACAACAUAGCAAAUUGUUUUACAUUAAUUUUUUAUUUUUUUUUAAAGUUGGAAGUUUUUUAUAAACUGUAUAUAGCAUGUAUACUACUUCCAUCACCUAAAUAAAUUAUGCAAACUAUUUUAAAGGUAUCUUAUGAUAUCAAAUGCAAUAAAUGAGUGCUUAGUUUAAUUCUGUGAAUUAAAUAAGUUGAAUCAAUAUGUCACACCCCAUGAUUGACUGAGUUAUUGUCCAAACUAUAGACCGUAUUGAGACGUCAUCGUUCAAAUAUCUGCCCUACAACAUGCCGUCUGUGAGCGUGUGGGUGUGUACAUGCGUGCUUGUACCGUAGAAAUCAAACCGGGAACGCUGCGUGUGCCUCUUUGAUGUACGCGUUUAGACGCACAUUACAGUUUACCCUACAAGAUGGCAACUUUCAUAGCAACAAAGGGGUUAUUUAAUAAUAAUAA